AUGUCGACGGCAUCUGUUCAGAAGCUUUUUGAAUUGGGCACAAAGAUCAUCGCCGUUGGUAGAAACUACGCCGCACAUGCUAAAGAACUAGGCAACGCCGUUCCCACGGCACCGGUGUUGUUUAUGAAACCAACGUCUUCUUACUUGAGAAAUGGCGGAACAAUCCAAAUUCCACACAACGAGAGUUCUCUUCAUCACGAGGUCGAACUCGCCGUAGUCAUCGGUAAGAAAGCUCGUGAUGUUCCUGAAUCAUCUGCCAUGGAUUACGUUGCCGGUUAUGCACUCGCACUUGAUAUGACUGCCAGGGACCUUCAAUCGGCUGCUAAGUCUGCAGGUCUUCCAUGGACUGUCUCAAAAGGCCAGGACACUUUCACACCAAUUAGUCCCAUUUUGCCCAAGACUUCUGUACCAAACCCUGAUGACCUAGAAUUAUGGAUUAAGGUGGAUGGGGAAAUUAGGCAGAAGGGCUCAACUAAGGACAUGAUAUUCAAACUUCCAUUUCUAAUUAGCCACAUAAGCUCUUUGAUGACAUUGUUUGAAGGAGAUGUCAUUCUAACUGGCACUCCCCCAGGAGUUGGCCCUGUGAAAGAAGGUCAAAAAAUUACUGCAGGUAUUACAGACCUCGUGGAUGUGGAGUUUAAUGUCGAAAAUCGAAAAAUAUCCGGAAACUAA
This is a messenger RNA of Lathyrus sativus (Indian pea), 672 nucleotides long. Lineage: Eukaryota; Viridiplantae; Streptophyta; Magnoliopsida; Fabales; Fabaceae. The record is from the annotation of a GenBank genome assembly.